Molecule: messenger RNA, 2237 nt
Organism: Tuber aestivum (summer truffle)
Lineage: Eukaryota; Fungi; Ascomycota; Pezizomycetes; Pezizales; Tuberaceae
Source: the annotation of a GenBank genome assembly
UAGAGGAUGAAGAAAUGGAAAAUGCCAGAAUUUACGAUACUGUAGAGGCAGCUGCAGUGGGCUCCGUACAGUACAUGUACAUAACACAGGAGCAUGCGGCUGCAUGAACAAUGAUUGAUCCUCACCCCCGGAUUAACGCUACAGUUUACCUCCGGCAAAAGAAUCUUGCGGGCUCUUUUUUAAAAGGGCACCGUCGCUCCUUUUCUUUCAAACCCGUUUUAAACCCCUUCAUGCCAUUCAUACUCCCUUCCAUGACUCCUCUGACCGCUUCCCGUCUACCGUGAUCGGCCAUCUGGAGAUUCCAAAUCCCGAUCUCGUCUUUGAAGGAGGUUUGCACAGUUAGUCUAUUGCACGGCGGGGAGAUUCCACUAUGCAAUAGCUGCUUUGGUAUCAAAAGGCUUCAGCCCAAGCGGGAUAGCGAGCUGUUCACUACCGGUAUAACCAUUCUCCUCCGCGAUCCUCUUUUCGGUACCGUGAUACCGGUGCACCUGAUGAACCAAUUUCAACUAAACCCCUCUUGCCCCUCCAGUCCACUUCCCACUAUCCCCCCGUAUUAAAACCGGCACCAGUACCGUCGCGAGACCAAACAAAUUCACCAGACUUCUCUCUCUACGGUACUUAGGGAUUGGCAAUCCAGAAAAGCACAGACCUUCACUUCGAUCGGAUUCCCUACCACAAAACCCCUGUCCCCAAAAAGCAAAAUCACAAAAGCAAGGACCUCCUGCAAGCCGGAGAUAUCCCAUCAAUCUGUUUCCCGGUUUGGUGAGGGGUGUUGAUUCACAGCAGUUUAUAAGCGUCGGUCCCCCACCGGGUUUUUUUUUUUUUUGGUUUGAAUAGUCUAGAGCGAGAGAGAGAGAGAGAAAAAAAGCUUGGGGGUUUGAGAGACAAGUUUGUGGAUUUGUAUGUUCCACCUAUAGCAUUCAUGGUUCCACACCCUCACUCAUACGAGGCAUCAACGUCCUCUCGCGAGCCAAACGCGCGAAAAGCAAGUGUUCAAUCCCUGCCGAAGCCUCCAUCAACCUUCACCUGCCGAGGUGGCCGGCGUUACCAUGGCGACGAAGCAAUACACUAUUUUCUCCCCUGCGAUGUGCAGGAGCUGAGCCGACAGUCACUUUUCCACGAGGUGCAGCGCGAGGUGUACGGCGGAUACCAUUGUGCCGAGUUCCCCGAUGAUGGUAUUCCAAACAAGGUGCUGGAGGUUGGCUGCGGGACGGCUAUUUGGAGUGCUAGCGUUGCCGAUAGCUUCGCAUCCCGGGGGAGACCGGAUGUGCAAUUCGUCGGCUUGGACAUAGUCCCCGUCUACCCCGACAUGCAUGGCGUGAACUUCACCUUUGUCCAACACAAUUUCCAGAAUCUACCGCUGCCAUUCCCCGAUGGUGAAUUUGACUAUGUUAUCUGCCGGGAGGUUUCCAUGGUGACGCCUGUUAGUGAUGUCUACGGGUCUCAAAUAGCGGAUUGCGUACGGGUGUUAAAGCCGGGCGGAACCCUUGAAUUGCAAUGCUGUGAGUGAUAUCCCGGUGCGUGCGUGCAUGCGUGCAUCAUAGCCUUUUUUAUCAUGGUCAGUCACUGAUGCUCGCGAAACUUCAGCCGACUACUCGAUCCGCUCCCUCCAACGUACAGCCGCCCCCUUCACCCCAGGCUCGAGUGCCUAUACAAUCGCUUCCGCCACCCAAUUUUCCUUGUCUGCCGAAAAUCCCUUCGUAACGGCCUGGAACGAAAGGAUUACGAGGGCGUUAACAAAAUACCAACUCUCACCGGUCCCGUGCACCCUUGCGGGUCCCCAGCUGCUGAUGGAGGAGGGCCUGACCGGCGUACAGGCAAAACGUAUGGCCCUACCGCUCGAUGAGAUAUGGUGGGAGAGCCCCACAAACUUCGAGGAUCCUCGACGGAAGCGAACGAGCAUGGAGUCGACCAGCACGGUCGAUAGCAAGAACCGCAAGAAUAGUCUAUCGGUACACCGGCGGUCAUCCACGUCGGUCGGCUCGAACCAAUCUCAGUCGCUUAAGUCACCGCUAUCGGGGGAGGAGAAGGCUGUCCGUGAGCUUGCACGGCUGACAUUCGCCCAGCUAAUAGAGUCACUCGAGCCGAUCCUUCGUGAGACAAACAGUAUUGCAAUGGACGACUGGGACAGGUGGUACAAGGACAUGAUGGUAAACUUCUUCCAGCACGGUGGCCUGCAAGGUGGCGAAUGUGUCGAGUUCGGGAGCUGGUGGGGUCAAAAGGCUCCAAAGGAGUAG